ACAAAACUAGACAAGCUCAGAGGAGGGAAGGAGAUGAAGCACUCACGCAGAGGAAAAAGCUGCUAGGACAUUAUUAUUCCUGCUGAACACUUCUCCUCACCAUGAUGACAACGAAGAGAUUAGACAACUUUGAGGUGGUGUGUGAGUGGGAUUCGUGCACUUUCAAAGGCCACACCAUGGAGGAGUUGAGCGAUCACAUGUCCCAACAUCUGAAGGACUACCUGGGAGACAAAGACACUCUGGAGGAGCUGGAUGAAUAUGCUUGUCUCUGGAAUGGAUGUGAAUUUUUGUCUAUGGGUAGUCCUACGGAGCUGGAGGUGCACGCGUACUUCCACAACUAUCAUGGUAAGCUUAAGUUUGUUGGAUCACAGCUGCUGAGGUCCCGUCCGGACCUACCCAGCUGCAACCAAGGCAUGCACAGCAGCAACCUGGUGCCAGAGGGAUCCGAUGGGUUCGUUUGCCAAUGGGAGCAUUGUGAUAGCACAUUCAAUAAUCCGGAGUGGUUUUACCGUCACGUGGACAACCACGUGGAAAGUGCUGAGCAGCAGUCGCUUCUGCAGCAGCAGCAGCAGGCGCUCUUCUGCGGCUGGGCAGGCUGCGACGCCUUCUUCAAGAUCAGGUACCGGCUGAGAGAGCACAUGCGGAGUCACACUCAGGAGAGACUGGUAGCUUGUCCCACGUGUGGCAGCAUGUUUUCCAGCAACACAAAACUGUUUGACCACCUCCACCGGCAGGCCGAGCCAAUAGAGUCCCUGGUAUGUGAACAUUGUGGCAAAGCUUUUUCCAGUGAGAGGCUAUUGAGAGAUCACAUUCGUCAACACGUGAAUCAGGUGAAGUGUCCCUUCUGUGAUAUGACCUGUACCACUUUGGCGGCCCUGAAGAUUCACAUCAGAUUCCGUCACUGUGACGAGCGACCGUUCCCGUGUGACUUCUGUGACAAAAGAUUUAAGAAUCAGCGUGAUCUCCAAAAGCAUACCGAGGUGCAUAAUGAGGGCACCGUCUAUCACUGCACAGUGGAGGGAUGCGAUUAUUCCUGUCACACGUUCCAAACCAUGAGCCACCACUUCAAGAGAGUCCACGAGGUGGGGGGGCAGUCAAAAUAUAAAUGCCACAUCUGUGAUAAAGUCUUCUCCUGGUGUUACACCCUCACGCUUCACCUCCGAAAGAAACAUGAGCUGAAAUGGCCCUCUGGACAUUCCCGCUUCAGAUACAGGAAGGACGUGGACGGCUUCCUAAAAGUGAACAUGGUGCGGUUCGAGACCGUUGAGGUGACAAAGGAGAUCAUGAAGAACAUGGCCAAAAAGCCGCAAAGUCAGAGGUCCGGCGGCCGCAGCAGGAAGGCCGCCGCCACGCCCGAGAGCGGCCGGAGCUCCCCCACGGGAUCCUCCUCGCCCUCCUCCAGCUCCUCGUCUUCCUACUCCUCAGACCUCUCAGCGGGGGAGGACAUGUCCUCUCAGCACAGCCCCAGAGCCGGCGACUCCCCCGUGUACUGCGUGAUGAGCACCAUCCCUCACAUUGAGGACGAGCCGGGGGGGCCGGCCCAGGACGACUGCGACGGCGGGGGGACGUCCGUGGCCGUCCAGGCUCUGACCGCAGUGGCCUGGGGCCUUGGCAUGGACGUGGUUUGAACGUGUAGUGUGUUGUUGUUUUUUGUUGUUUUUUUGUGAGCUAUCAGAAAACGCAGGGUUCAAACAGCCUUUUUUCUGCUGCAGUCGCCAGCAGACGGUCAGUUCAAUUCAUAAAAGCAUUUUAUUGUUUUCAAAUAAUUUAUAGAACUUCUCUGUCUCUCAGUGGCUGGUCAACCCGCCUAAUAGAUUGUUUAAAAAUGAGGGUUUCCAAGUAUUUUUUGGAACAAACAGUAAUUGUUAAAAGGUUUUAGACUUAAUUGAAUGACUGAAAAUCAUUCAAUUUUAUACUUUGCAAAAAAGUCCUGGAAAGGAGUUUGUCCCACCCAUCGUGGUCAGGUUUGUUGCUGAAUUACAAGCAGCACCUGCUGGGGAAAAGUGGCCUGUUAUCCCGACAGUGGCACGAGCUGCUUAUGUCUGGUUUUCCUCUCUUUGUCAGUCACACGCUCACAUGGAGCUUUUAUGCAAAUGCGCACCAAUCAGCAGCUGUUUAAUUACAGGGCCCGAACCCUCGGCGGAGCCGUCCGUUAGCAGCUGCUGCGCUGGAAAAACGCACAGAGUUACAUUCCAGUCAGACCUGUCAUAUUCAUGUUUAGUGGCUUUAAAAAGCCUGAUAAUAAUCCGAUCCAGCCGUAUUUUCUAUCAUUCCCAUGUCAGUGAUAUGUGGCCCUUUAGUCUCUGGAUGCGUCGGUGAGCAGCUCUACUGGGAUGGUUUGAUCACAGGCUGCGACGGAACCGCAGCUUGGGAAACCAAUGUGAAAAUGCAGUCAUGGCUUAAAUGGGAGUUGUUUUCUGUUAGAAUUCUAUAUGAUUGAUCAGUGAUUGCCUUCAGGUGGGCCGGGAUCUGAGCAUGUGGGGGUAUCUGUCCAGGAUGCGACAUGGUGGAGUCAGCUUGAAUAUUUUUCUUUAAGGUGUAUAUUUUUUCCUUUAAAUUAUUAACGUUAAGUCUUAUUUCAGGCUACUGUUUGUCUCGCAUGUUAAACACAGUAAGUAGCAGAAAUGCAUGGGCCUGUUUUUGAAGCCCGCAGACACGAAGUGGAUAUGGAUCUUUUCCCUCCUUUCCCUGCUGACAUUAGUCAAACCCCACAGCACUCAACUGGUAUCUCGACUAAGAAGUUCUAAACGGCAGAUUGCUCCCACGUGGGGAGCCGAGUCCUGCCGUGGACUGUGCUGUACAUCUGGAGCUGGUGCUCAUGGAACGUCAUUUCUUUAGAGCACUGCAAAAGCACGUGUAGGUCAUAAUUUUUCCAGGAUGUUGCUCACCAGAAGGUUUCAGAAAAUAUCAUUUGGAUUGUAGCCUUGAAAUAUUGCUAGAUUUUAGUGUUGCACAUUUUUUAAAAUAAAU
Messenger RNA from Menidia menidia (Atlantic silverside), 2970 nucleotides. The record is from the annotation of a GenBank genome assembly. NCBI's taxonomy places the organism in Eukaryota, Metazoa, Chordata, Actinopteri, Atheriniformes, Atherinopsidae.